Heterostelium album PN500 is the source of this 540-nucleotide messenger RNA. RefSeq names its product S26 family signal peptidase (gene sec11). Bases 1 to 540 code for a protein of 179 amino acids. NCBI's taxonomy places the organism in Eukaryota, Evosea, Eumycetozoa, Acytosteliales, Acytosteliaceae. Gene Ontology annotation, molecular function: serine-type endopeptidase activity. Gene Ontology annotation, cellular component: membrane; signal peptidase complex. The record is from RefSeq and is a predicted model, not a curated record. The transcript has 3 exons.
AUGAAUGAUAUAAUAAGAAAGAUUAAUCCAUUUUCACAAAUACCAAAAUAUCAGAUUGCACAACAGAUUGUCAAUUUCGGAUUGAUUGUAUCAUCAGCUUUGAUGAUAUGGAAGUUCUUGAUGAUUGUCAGUGGUAGUGAAAGUCCAAUCGUAGUGGUAUUGUCAGGUAGUAUGAGACCAGCGUUCGACAGAGGUGAUCUAUUAUAUUUGAACAUGGACGACGGUCCAUUCAGAGUUGGUGAAAUCGUUGUAUUUAAAAUCGAUGGUAAAGACAUCCCAAUUGUACAUAGAAUCUUACAAAUACAUGAAAAACCGAGUGGUGAUUUCAAUAUCUUAACAAAAGGUGAUAACAAUACAGUUGACGACAGAGGAUUGUACGCAGAAGGACAGAUUUGGUUGAAUCGUGAGCAUAUCAUUGGAAGAGCUAAAGGUUUCUUACCCUACGUCGGAAUGGUAACCAUUGUAAUGCACGACUAUCCUCAAUUAAAGAUACUCUUGGUUGGUGUAUUAGCAUUAUUUGUAUUAUCAACAAGAGAAUAA